GUUCUUGCCCAUACAGGUGUGCAUAACUCAGGAAUGCCAGACAAACCUGAGUCACCGAUCGCCCCCCCCCCCCUCUCCCCGCUCCUUCUGUGCGUACAUAGACACACCUGAGCUAAAAUAAAACUGUCUCUUCCGACUUCACUUGCCUGAAGUGCUAUUUGGACUGCUGCUACGUACCUCCUCCAUAUGCCCCUGGUGAAAGAGACACACAGCCAGAGGGAGCUCUAAAAACCAGCACUAAAAAGAGAAAAAAAGGUGGAAGUCAACAUUUGAUCAAGGGAAGCGGGAGCCCUGCAGAGGUAUGUCACGUUCAUGCUCUUCUUUCUGCUGGAGGAUUUCAACUUGGCAUCUGGAAUAAAACAGGAGCUGGGUGGUGGCAGGGGGAGUCAGGACAAACCAACAGUGCUUUUGGAAAUGGCAAUGAAGCAGUGAAGUUCACCACACACACACACAACCCUUGCCUCCGGAGGAAUUUCUUGGCUUGGUGUGUGGGUGACUGUAAUUUGGAUUGUUGCACAGGAUUUCAACUUUGAAUCGGACCCAGCACUAAUGAGGAAGAAAAAAAUGGACAAGCUACUCCAAAGGACAUUGCCUGGGUUGCUUCUGAUAGCACUGCUGUAUAGCGUGAGCCAAGGAAACAGAAUUAAUCGAUGUGUGGCUUCUGGGGCAAAAAGCUGCACCGAGUGUAUCCGAAUGAGCAAGGAUUGCUCUUUUUGCUCUGACGUGAACUUCACAAGGCAGCGCUGUGAUUUCAAAGUCAACCUAGAGAAAUACGGCUGCAGUGAGGCCAAUAUAGUAUUCAUGAAGGGAAAUGAGAUAAAAUUAAAGGAAAUUGCCAUUAAUAAAUUUCUGAAGAAAACACAAGUAUCGCUGCAGAAUGUAACAAUCAGUCUGAGAGCUGGUGACGAAGAAAGCUUUGACAUUGAUGUGUUUGAGCCCCUUCAGUCUCCUGUGGACCUCUACAUUCUCAUGGACUUUUCCUAUUCCAUGUCUGAUGACUUGAACAACCUGAAAAAAAUGGGCCAGGACCUGGCAAACUUCUUGAGAGAGUUGACUGACGAUUAUACUAUUGGCUUUGGCAAGUUUGUGGAUAAAGUUUCAGCCCCACAGACAGACAUGAGGCGUGAAAAACUGCGUGAGCCCUGGUUUGGUGCUGACCCGCCAUUCUCCUUUAAGAAUGUCAUCCGCCUCACCCACGAUAUCAAAAAUUUCAGCCAAGAGUUAAAGAUGGAGCGCAUAUCAGGAAACUUGGAUGCCCCGGAAGGUGGAUUUGAUGCCAUAUUGCAAACAGCCGUUUGCAAUGACAGUAUCGGCUGGCGGAACGACAGCACUCACCUUCUGGUGUUCUCCACUGAGUCUGCCUUCCAUUAUGAAGCUGACGGCACCAAUGUCCUGUCUGGAAUCAUGAAGAGGAAUGAUGAAAAGUGCCACCUGAACAGAGCAGGCACUUAUACCUUUGACACCAAGCAGGAUUACCCCUCUGUGCCUACCCUGGUGCGCCUGCUGGGGCAGAGGAACAUCAUCCCCAUAUUUGCUGUUACCAACCACUCUUACAGCUACUAUGAGAAACUGCGCACUUAUUUCCCAAUCUCUGAAAUUGGGAGGCUGCAAGAAGAUUCCUCUAAUAUUGUGGAAUUGCUGAGUACGGCUUUUGAGCGUAUUCGUUCCAAGCUGGACAUUAAAGCUUACAACGUCCCAAAAGCCAUGAAAACAGAAAUAAACUCCAUGAAGUAUACUACUACAGAGACUGGUUCAUUCAACAUUGUUCGUGGUGAAGUGGGCACAUUUAAUGUGCGAGUGAAAGCUAAGGAAGAGUUGGGUGGAAAGCAUGUCUGCGAUCUCCCAGAGAAAGACCGGAAAGGUGCUAUCCACAUUAAGCCCUCCUCUUUCAGUGACAAAGUGGAGGUUGCAGCCUCAGUCAUUUGCGAUGCCUGCCCCUGUGAACAGCAACAAGAAGUUGCAUCAGAUAGGUGCACUCGCCAUGGGAGCUUUGUCUGUGGACAGUGUGUUUGUGAUCCAGGCUGGCGGGGAGAUGCGUGUGACUGCUCUUCAACUCUCUUUGUGGACGAUGCAGUCUGCAUACGGCCAGGAGAUACAGAACCUUGCUCAGGCCGAGGCGAAUGCCUGUGUGGGAAAUGUCAGUGCUAUUCUGAGGAUCUGACCGAGCGCUUUGAGGGCCCGUUUUGUGAAUUUGACAACUUGCAGUGUCCUCGCACUUCUGGAUUCCUCUGCAAUGACCGGGGCCGCUGCUACAGGGGCGAGUGUGUAUGUGAAGAAGGUUGGAAAGAUCCUGGGUGUACGUGCCCCACAAGCAAUGUAACCUGUGUUACCAGUAAUGGGAUGCUUUGUAAUGGACGCGGGACAUGUGAAUGUGGCAAGUGCAACUGUGGAAACUCCACCCUCUACACUGGACCCACCUGUGAAAUCAGCGAAGCCUUGGGUGUUCGACAUGUGUGUGGGGAAGAUUUCCGAAGCUGUGUUCAGUGCCAGGCUUGGGGGUCUGGUGAGAAGAAGGGGAAGAAAUGCUCAGACUGCCCUUUUAGGAUCCGACUGGUAGAUGAACUGAAUCAAGAGGAAGACAUAAAUACGAUUUGUUCCUUCCAAGAUGAGGAAGAUGACUGUGUUUACCGCUACACUAGGGAAGAGGAUCCCAACAAACAGCAUAAUGGCACCAUUGUUGUACAAAGGAAGAAAGAGUGCCCACCAGGAAGCUUCCUUUGGCUUAUCCCCUUACUGAUUUUAUUGAUGCUUCUCCUGGGGUUGUUGCUGCUGCUGUGCUGGAAGUUCUGUGCUUGUUGCAAGGCUUGCCUGGCUCUGCUGCCCUGUUGUGCACGAGGUCGCACUGUUGGUUUUAAGGAGGACCACUAUCUGCUCAGGCAAAGUCUCAUGACCUCGGACCACCUGGACACUCCCAUGGUGCGCAGCGGCAACUUGAAAGGCAGAGACGUCGUCCACUGGAAGAUCAAAAACAACGUGCACAAGCAAGACGUCUCUUCCUUCACUCACAAUCCCAAUGACUUGAUUCCAUAUGGAUUGUCACUUAGAUUGACCCGACUCUUCACUCAGAACCUGGCAAAACCAGAGAACCGUGAGCAUGAGCAACUGCAAAAGGACGUGGAGGAAAAUCUGAAUGAGAUUUACAGAACUGUCCCAGGUGCCCACAAAUUCCAGCAGACAAAAUUCAGGUUACAGCCAAAUGCUGGGGAAAGACCGAACCACACCAUUGUGGACACAGUGUUCCCUGCUCUCCGCUCAGCUAAGAAUGAGAUUGUGAAAGUCACAGAGAAGCAUGUGUCCCAAGAGGCUUUCAGUGAUCUGAAAGUGUCGCCUGGCUACUACACUGUAAUCUCUGACCAAGAUGCCCAAGGCAUGGUAGAGUUUCAAGAAGGAGUGGAGCUGGUGGAUGUCCGGGUUCCCCUCUUCAUCAGGGAAGAGGAUGACGAUGAAAAGCAGCUGCAGGUGGAGGCCAUGGAUGUUCCUGUGGGAACUGCGGUGCUCAAACGCAGGCUGGUCAACAUCACCAUAAUAAAAGAGCAAGCCAACAGCAUCAUUAGGUUCCUGCAGCCAGUGUAUUCGUUCAGCCGCUUUGACCAGCUGGCUAAGAUCCCUGUUGCUCGUGAGAUACUGGAUAAUGGAAAGUCCCAGAUAACAUACAGGACCCGAGACGUCACUGCCCAGGGAGGCAAAGAUUACAUUCCCACGGAGGGUGAUUUGACCUUCCUUCCUGGGGAGAAGCAGAAGGAGGUGCAGGUGAAACUGCUGGAGCUGACGGAGAUAGAUGCCCUCCUUCACAACCAGCAGCUGAAGCAGUUUGCAGUGGAUCUCAUCAACCCCAAGUUCGGGGCGAAGGUCGGCAAAUACUCCCAAACCAUGGUGACGAUUGCUGAUCCAGAAGCUGUGGAUGGUACACAAUCAGCAACAGGCUUAGGUCAGGCUCCCAGAACCAUACUUGGAGCUCCCCUUAAUCCAAACGCACAGGCAUUAAGCUCUCGGAAGAUCCGCUUCAACUGGUUGCCACCUCCUGGCAAACCUGCAGGAUAUAAGGUGAAGUACUGGAUCCAAGGGGACCCUGAAUCAGAGGCUCACCUGCUCGAUUCCAAAGUGCCGUCAGCGGAGUUGACCAACCUGUACCCCUACUGUGACUAUGAGAUGCAGUCCUGUGCCUACAAUGCUAUGGGCGAAGGGCUAUACUCUGAAGUGGUUCAGUGUCGCACACUUGAGGAAGUUCCUAGUGAGCCUGGCCGUUUGGCUUUCAACGUAGUCUCCUCCACUGUCACACAGCUGAGCUGGGCUGAGCCUGCCGAGACUAAUGGGAUGAUCACAGCCUAUGAAGUUGGCUAUGGGCUUGUCAAUGAGGGAAACAGACCCAUUGGGCCGGUAAAGAAAGUCAUGGUGGAAGGCGCCAAGAAGCGGAUGGUUCUGAUCGAAAACUUGCGGGAAUCGCAGCCCUAUCGCUACACAGUAAAAGCCAAGAAUGGAGCUGGAUGGGGACCUGAAAGAGAAGCUACUAUCAACUUGGCCACACAACCCAAACGCCCUAUGUCCAUUCCCAUCAUCCCUGAUGUGCCAAUCAUUGAUGCUGAAGGAAGAGAGGAUUAUGACAGCUACCUAAUGUACAGCACGGAAGUACUGCGUUCUCCAGCUGGUAGCAAACACCCCAGCGUCUCGGAUGAUUCUGAACAAAUGAUGAAUGGCCGAAUGGACUUCACCUUCGCUGGCAGUGGUGGAAGCCUGACCCGGAAUGCAUCUUACGGCAACAACUACCUAAGUCCACAUGUAUACCAUGAGAGAAGGGUAAUCGGAAACUCAUCUCUGACGAGGGAUUUUACUACAGUGGUGUCUGGACAUGACCAGUCCAAGAGUAUAUUCCCUCCUGUACAUGAAGAUGCUGAGAGGAUGGCCCUGAUGCCACAGGAUGUGGCCAGGAGGGCAAAAGUGAAGGGUUACUAUGGCAACAGGGAUUCUAUAGUCAUGACUGAUGGGCCCUCUUGGAUUUUCAAAUACCUAGGCAUGUCAGGGCAAGGUUCACAGUCCACGGUGCAUUAUGCCCUCCCGCAGAAGGCCAGGGGCCGCACUCACUCCGAAGAUGUCCAUGAAGCACUGCACAGCCUGGACACAGUGCUUCAGGAUUCCAGGAUGCAGCUGGGUGUCCCCGAGACUCCUACCCGCUUAGUCUUCUCUGCCCUGGGGCCUACCUCACUGAAGGUCAGCUGGCAGGAACCGCACUGUGACAAAGAAGUGCAAGGAUACAGCGUGCAGUACCAGCUCCUCAACGGAGGAGACAUUCAGAGGCUUACUAUUCCCAACCCUACUCAGAACUCGGUGGUGGUGGAUGACCUGCUGCCAAAUUACUCCUAUGUCUUCAAAGUGAAGGCCCAAAGUGACGAAGGUUGGGGUCCAGAGAGAGAAGGCGUGAUAACCAUUGAGUCACAAGUGGAUCCACACAGCCCUCUGAGUCCUCUUCCAGGUUCACCAUUUACCUUGAGCACACCCAGUGCGCCAGGGCCCCUGGUGUUCACAGCCCUGAGUCCAGAUUCCCUUCAGUUGAGCUGGGAGAGACCCCGCCAACCCAAUGGCUUAAUUCUGGGCUACAUGGUCACCUGUGAAACAUUGCAUGGUGGAGGAGAACCCAGGAAUAUCUAUGUGGAGGGCGACAGCCCAGAGACCAGCCUGACAGUGCCCUACCUGAGUGAAAAUGUUCCAUAUAAGUUCAAAGUGCAAGCAAAGACCACUCAAGGCUUCGGGCCUGAAAGAGAAGGCAUUAUUACCAUUGAAUCUCAAGAUGCAGGUUCAUUCUCUCAAUUUGGAACCCAGCAAUUCACUAGGGAGGAGGUGUUCAGUCUCCCCAGGGAAUACAACACCCUAACCAGCACCACUCACUCCCCACUGGAUCCUUUAUACGCAGAUGGCAUGUUGAUGACCACUCAGCGAGUGGAGAGUGGCAGCACCCUCACCCAGCAGGUCACCAAAGAAUUUGUCACCAGAACCAUGAUGUCUAACAGCAGUGGGACAUUCUCCAGACAGACAGAGAGGCAACUCUAUGAAGCUUGAGUCAGGAAGGAAGCUGCCAAAGGGACACUUGGAUUCCAAGUAGGCCUGCUCUGUGGUCAACUUCCAGAAUGAGGUGGAUGGUGCCCACUGCACUGCAUCAGCACUAAAAGCACAGGACAUUGCUUUCGAAAUACCACUGGGCGGAGGCUGCAUGCAACCCAUGUGGUACCCUAGAACAUUAUGGAAAGAGUUUUUAGCAAGAUGCUUGGCUAUGGAGCGCUCUUGGCUAGUUCUGUUUUGAGUCGAGCUCCUGGCCAUUUCAUGCUUUGCUUGGCUGCUUUGACUACACUGGACUGAGUUUGUUUUGAAAUCCCCAUCUCUCACCAUACCUUAUUGGUUGUGCUGUUUGUUUUAUCUUGAUCUGUUCCCAAGUCUCCAGAGCUGUCCCCCUCUUCACCAACAUUGUUAAUACUACCAACACAUUAUUGCCAUGCUCUAGGGGAGAAAAAGGGCUUCGUACUGAUUUGUGUACGUGUAUCCCCUCCAACCCAGGGAAUGGAAUGUUAUCCAGAUUCUCUUACUACAUUUAUGUGUAAAUUCCCCAGCUGCUAAAGUGUGAUACUGCAGUAACUGAUUAGUACAUUAAUUUGCAUAGCACCCACCACCCACAAUGCUUUUUGGGUCACGGUUGCUUAAAAAUAUUGUAGUUUGCCGUAUGUAUGUAUAUAUGUAUGGGGGCUUUUUUAAAAAAGCAAAGAAUCUCUUACCUUUGUAAAACUCCAGAUGCAACAAGGAGUCAAAAUUUCAACACUAAUCCCCAACUACCUUCCACAGAACCAAGCAUUUGGCAUGGCACUUAUAAUCAGUGAAUGUCCUUGCCGGAAGAAGCCUUUAAAAUGAAGUUAUAUUUCAUUUUAACCAAUGAGUUCAACUGCUCUCUGACGAGGUUUUCAUUGUGCAAUCGGCCUGCCUCAUUUGUGGAAUUUUACAGUCUGUGUCCAGAUGUUACCAUCUUUGAUUUAUAAAUCCCCCAUAUUUUCUGACUGCUUUUUCCAUCUUUUUUCCUUGCCAAAGAAAAUCCGUUGGGGAGGGAAAGACAGAAUAGCUUUGCAGUGUCUUUUGACAGGUAGGGCUAGGAGCUGCCAUUCUGGAAGCAUCCUUAAACCAAAAUCAAUACUGGGACUUGCUGCUGCUGAAUUCUACCCAUUGCCCUCCUUCCCCUCUUCCAUGUUGGCAGGGGUGGCCAAGCAGCAUCGCAGGUUCAUUUAUUUCAUUGGUCCUGAUUGGCAUAAGACAUUAGACCCCCCCCAAGCAUAUUUGCCUUCCCUUCUGGGCUCUUUACCACUUUAAUUUAAGCAUAUGUGCACUGUUAUCUUAAUACAACCAUUGCGUACUUUUGCACAGGCACUAUUCACAGAGUCCUACAUUCACAAGUUGUAGUAUCAGAGGCAGUAAGCCUGUAUACACCAGUUGUGGGGGAACAUGGAUGGGAGGCUGCUGUUGCACUGUGUCCUGCUUGUGGAUCCCUGGUCAACUGGGCCACUGUGUAAGCAGAGUGUUGGGCUAGAUGGUCCCUUGGCCUUAUCCAGCAAAGCUCUUCUUAGGUUUUUAUAUAUAGUAUCCACAACGCCCUGUGAUGAUUAAGUUUAUUCUACCACUUUUUCUGAUGUCUGUAUAGACUCAGCCUGAGGUGUAGACUUGGUUCAAAUUACCUGAGGAGAUAUCAUUGGAGAGCCAGUGUGGUGUAGUGGCUAAGGUGUUGGACUGAGAGUCGGGAGAUCCAGGUUCUAGUCCCCACUCGGCCAUGGAAACCCACUGGGUGACUUUGGGCCAGUCAUAGACUCUCAGCCCAACCUACCUCACAAGGUUGUUGUUGUGAGGAUAACAUGGAGAGGAGGAGGAUUAUGUACGCUGCCUUAGAGGAAAAAAUGUGAGAUAUGAAUGUAAUAAAUAAAUAAAUUAGGGGAUGGCUAUUAAGAGAUCAGAAAAGGGUAUCAGGUGAAACUGAAGGCAGAAUCAAAGUAGGAACUGAAUACAACUGAAUUCAAUAGUAAGACAGAAAUCGUCAGAUCACACUCCUGGCCUUCACACAACUGCUCAGUUCUCAGAAUGUAACAAUUGUUUUACCUUCCUCAGAACAGGGGCUGGAUAUAGUCUUUUGCUUAUUUGCAGUUCUUUUUUAAUUUAUUUAUAUGUGUGCAAAUUGAACAAAGAAGCCAGAUGGCACAAUCUCCCAAACAGUCUUUUGAACCAAGACUUUCCUUUGCUAAAAGGCAAUAGACAUCUAGAGAGAAGGCCCUCCAUGGAACCCUGUUCAAAUUGUGUGUGUUUGCUGGGUUUCCUAUUUUGCAUUAUUGUUCCCAUAUAACCAUGGUUUUCAAAUCAUGUUCUAAAGAACUCUGUGGUUAUCAGGGAUUCCUCAGUGAGAAGGUCAGUAAUGUAGACAAUAAGUUGCCCACCUGCACCAAUCUUCACACAAGGUGAUGCCAAGGCCCAACUGGACUUAUCAGUGCCCCGCAUGAACUGAGCGUGCAUCCUACAUGUCCCAGAAUCCUCUGCAACACACACUGGUACUGUGGCGGCAGCACAUGCAGUUUCCUAAACAGACAAAUCCAUGUGGAAAAGUUCUCUGAAAGUGGAAAAUUUGAAAACCAAUGUCAUUACAAAUAUCAGCUAAGACAAUUCAGUCCAUGUUGCUAUUGCUUUUUCUUUUGAGCAACCUUACCCCUGGGUACCUCAGAUGACUGCGUGUCCCACCAACAGAACCAACUAUAUUUUGACUUAGUUAAAACUGGAGGAAGCUCAAAGAGUUGUGGCACAGAACUGUAGCAAAUUUUUAGAUUCCCAGGUGGUUGGAUGUCUUCAAUUUUUAUCUCUGAUGUACCAAGUUGGGCCCCUUGGAAUCUCAUUUUGGAUUUUACUACUGACACUUUCUUCACACCAACAAAACUUCCCAGUUCCAUCUUUCCAUGGGGAAUGAUUUCUUUGUGGGACAUAGAGAACUUGGCUAAUCAAUUGAGUUAUUCCAAGGCUCCUUUGUUUGCAAACCCUGAACAUAACAGAAAAGGCUAUGUAAUGUCUCUUUAGAACUUACAUUGUGAAGUCACUUCCCCCUGGUCUCAACCCCUUGCUGCAUAUUAGAGCUUUUUACCCAAGGAGCACUAAAAGGCCUUAAUAUUAACCAAAGAGCCAAUUUAAGCUGUCUAGCGGGCCAGAUUCCAGCAGCCUAGCAGUUCUAAUACGAAUUUUAAAAGAGAUUGUAUGUUUUCACUCAUGUAAUGGGAGAAACACAAUAGAAUGUAAAUUACUUUUUUUGUAGCCUAUUUUGGCUUGCAGAGGUUGGUGGCAUUUUAAUAUAUAUGCAGUGUGAAUAAUGGAACAGUCUGACAGCUGGUGUUCUGGAACAGAUGGUUUUCUAUUGCACUUAAUAAACAUUUUCUCUAU
This is a messenger RNA of Elgaria multicarinata webbii, 9435 nucleotides long. It is a transcript of the gene ITGB4, whose product is annotated as integrin subunit beta 4. The record is from RefSeq and is a predicted model, not a curated record. Gene Ontology annotation, cellular component: integrin complex; focal adhesion; membrane. Gene Ontology annotation, biological process: cell communication; integrin-mediated signaling pathway; cell-matrix adhesion. The coding region runs from base 550 to 6051 and encodes 1833 amino acids. Gene Ontology annotation, molecular function: integrin binding. NCBI's taxonomy places the organism in Eukaryota, Metazoa, Chordata, Lepidosauria, Squamata, Anguidae. The transcript has 41 exons.